Molecule: messenger RNA, 2133 nt
Organism: Papilio machaon (common yellow swallowtail)
Lineage: Eukaryota; Metazoa; Arthropoda; Insecta; Lepidoptera; Papilionidae
Product: sodium/potassium/calcium exchanger 3
Exons: 11
Coding region: 266-1963 (565 amino acids)
Biological process (GO): intracellular calcium ion homeostasis; calcium ion transmembrane transport
Cellular component (GO): membrane
Molecular function (GO): calcium, potassium:sodium antiporter activity; calcium channel activity
Source: RefSeq, a predicted model, not a curated record
UUGUUGUUUACUCGCGUGAUAACUGCGAUAGACCGCUCCGUACAUGCGGCACUUGUUGAUCUGACACCAUCGAUAAUGCUUAUCGGUAAACAGUUGUUGCAGCGAGCUACAGAACUGUGCGAGUCGCUUCCCUGGCUUCGUACCGGAUCGUGCGCGGCGCUCCCGAACCUUCAACCCCGACAAAUGAAAACUCGAUGCAUAUACUGCCAAUUAUUCGAAUUUUUCAUUUGACGAAGAAUUUUUGAAAAGGAAAAUAAAAGUACGAAUGAGGUCCGAAAGCGGGAGGGCGGUGCUCAUGCCGAAUAUGCCGGGCGAUGUGCACAUCCCAGACGUGCUGGACGAGGCGAGGUGGACAACACGCUUCAGGAGCAAGUAUCGUGUCGCGAUCGUUGUAAGGACUGUCGCUUUCUUCCUUAUACCACUGAUUUAUUUUUUACUCGCCGGAAGAACCAGCCCGCAGGGACGACGCCUCUAUAUUAUAACAGGCCGGUUCGAGGAGGCUUCGGCAUCCCGGCGUCUUUUGGCGGCGGUAGGUCGGAGCGAGGAGAAGUCGGCGUCCCAGCGUCCACUGACGGCGGUUGUGAACCGCGCCCUGAGCAACAACUGCACUCCGGCGGCCAUCCUAGAAUUUCCAUCAGAUGGACUCACUCGCAUGCAGAGGAAAUCUGGCUUCGUGGUGGUUCACUGCGCGCUGGCCGUCUACUGCUGCGUCCUGCUUGCCGCGGUGUGCGAGGACUACUUCGUGCCAGCCAUCGAAAUGCUCUGCGCACGUCUACAGAUGUCCGCGGACGUGGCCGGCGCCACGCUGAUGGCGGCCGCCAGCUCCAGCCCCGAGUUGUUCAUCAGUUGCGUGGGUACAUUCGUGACGGAGGGCGACCUGGGUGUUGGCGCCGUCGUUGGCUCCGCGGUGUUCAACGUGCUCGCUGUGCCCGCCUGCUGUGCACUACUGGCUUCACGGGUGGUAGAGCUGGACCGGUGGGCUGUAUCGCGCGACUGCCUCGUGUACGCGCUGGCCGUGGUGGUACUCGUGUUGGCGCUGCGUGACAACGUGGUAUACUGGCACGAGGCCCUUGCACUCGUCCUCAUGUAUGCGAUCUACAUACUUGCUAUGGUGUUCAACGAACGUCUCGUUAGACUUGUACGCGGGAGUUGCGGAUACCUGUGCAAACCGAAGCUCUACAGCGAGAUCACUCCACUGCUAGUUAACGGAAAAUGCGGCGCUGGUGAUGUUCCGGUUGAGGGGCGCGGCUGCUAUUCACAGCGAGGAAUUGUGAUCGAGAAAAGUGUUUCCACAGAUUCUGAGUGUCCCGUUUGGGACCACGACUCACCGUUACGGUGCCCGGGUGCCGGGGCAUCCUGCGCGCGCUGGGCGCUGUGGGCGUGCACUUGGCCCGUGACAGCGGCACUGUGGGCCACCGUGCCCGACUGCCGGCGGCGCCCCGCACUUUGCCCCCUCGCCUUCGCGGUCUGCGUGAUCUGGAUAGGCGCGGCCUCCUACCUCCUCGCCUGGAUCAUCACGAUACUCGGAGAUACUCUUGACGUACCAGACAGCGUAACGGGUCUAACCGUGCUCGCGGCCGGCACCAGCCUUCCUGAAGCCGUCUCCAGCGUGCUCGUCACCAACCGGGGACACGGUACUAUGGGCCUCAGUAACUCCAUCGGGUCCAACACAUUCGACAUUCUGCUCUGCCUCGGGCUGCCGUGGCUGAUCAAGUCGCUCUACUUCCCCGCGGUACCCGGGAAUUUCUGGAUUACGAUUAAUUCAGGCGGGCUGAUGUACAGCGCGGCGGCACUGCUGUCCACGCUGGCACUGUUGUACACCGCGCUGGCCGCUGACAGCUUUCGACUGCGGCGGCGCACCGGCGUCGCCUGCGCACUCGCCUAUGCCGCCUACCUUGCCCUAGCGGUUCUGCUCGAGCUCAACGUGUUAGUCGACGUUAACCCGCCUGUCUGCAAGCACUGAACGGCGUCCCUACCUUCUCCAGUUGCUUACCCCUUUUGACCCUCUUUGCGGCCCUACUCUUUAUAGAUUAUAGAUGCACAAGUCUUCGAUUACGUACAUUGGCAACAAAGGUUGACCCUCUUAAGGCCGUCGUGCUGCGACUUAAAGCUCGAGUAUAGACAACUACUAUA